UCUGCUCAAACGACCUCCUCCUGCAACCCAACCCAGGGCGACACCUGUGCCGCUGUCGAUGCCUUCCCCACCUCCACAACCGUCUACGACUGGACCGGUCUCUCCGGCUCUGACGUCCCCGGAAACUGGACCUUCAACGGCUCCGGCGAACUUUCCUACGACGGCGACAACGGCAUGGCCCUCACGAUCGCAAAACGCUUCGACGCCCCCGUCCUCGAAUCGAAUCUCUGGAUCUGGUACGGAAAUGUCAAAGCGACUAUCAAGCCCGCCGCCGGAACAGGGAUCGUCUCGUCGUUCAUCCUCCUCAGCGAUGUCCUGGACGAAAUCGACUGGGAGUGGUGCGGAGGCGACGACUACCACUCUCAAUCCAACUUCUUCUGGCAAGCGGAUACAUCGACGGGAUGGACCCGUGGUGGUAUGCACGAUAUCGGAAACUCCAUCUCGGACUACCACACUUUCGAAAUUGACUGGACACCCGAACGUAUCGAAUGGAUUGUUGACGGCGUCGUAUACCGCACUCUCACUUCCGCUUCCUGCACGGUCGGCAAUACUGUCGAGUUCCCGCAGACCCCGUCGCAGAUCAAGAUUGGUAAUUGGGCGGGUGGAGACCCCGAUAAUGCUGAGGGCACGAUUGAGUGGGCAGGUGGUGUGACGGAUUAUGCGGGUGCGCCGUUUACGAUGUAUAUCAAGGACCUAACUGUGGUUGAUUACUCAUCUGCGAACACGUUUUCCUAUUCUGGUACUUCGGGGAUGGCGGAUUCGAUUUUGAUUGAUGGUAAGGAGACGAGUGCGACGGGUGGUGAGGCGGUGUCGUCUGCGCACUCUACGACUACUGCGGCUGCGACUGGUGG
Molecule: messenger RNA, 851 nt
Organism: Saitoella complicata NRRL Y-17804
Lineage: Eukaryota; Fungi; Ascomycota; Saitoellomycetes; Saitoellales; Saitoellaceae
Product: concanavalin A-like lectin/glucanase
Exons: 1
Biological process (GO): carbohydrate metabolic process; fungal-type cell wall organization
Cellular component (GO): fungal-type cell wall
Molecular function (GO): glycosyltransferase activity; hydrolase activity, hydrolyzing O-glycosyl compounds
Source: RefSeq, a predicted model, not a curated record